Cryptococcus wingfieldii CBS 7118 is the source of this 597-nucleotide messenger RNA. RefSeq lists its product as hypothetical. The transcript is spliced from 6 exons. NCBI's taxonomy places the organism in Eukaryota, Fungi, Basidiomycota, Tremellomycetes, Tremellales, Cryptococcaceae. The record is from RefSeq and is a predicted model, not a curated record. Bases 1 to 597 code for a protein of 198 amino acids.
AUGGCCUCAGAUAUCGCCAUUCACCCACCAGGUUCAACUCACCCUACCCUGACAGAAGGAGGCCCGGAAGGCUUCGACCGAUCUUGGUUCAUGGGCAAAUGGGGCAUUGCUUGGAGCACAUUACCGAUGUGGAAAGACAAGAAGGAUGUCACGCUCACCUACACGCCUUUGCCUGACGAUACUGGGGCGAUCAAGUUUCAAGAUCUCCUAGAGUAUAGCAAACUCAACAGUGAGAAGGUGAACACGGUGAAGGGCGUCGACACCUUGACAUCGUCUGGGCCCAAUGCGGCGACCUUUGAUUGGAAAGGAUCUGGCUGGCUCUUCUUUGUCCACUCGCACUGGGAAGUCCUUGGGCAUGGGUCGGAUGAAGCCUCGGGGCUGGAAUGGGCUGUGACAUUCUUUUCAAAGACACUCUUUUCUGCGGCAGGUAUCGAUGUUUAUGUGCGUAAGGCGGCCUCAUCGACCACAAGUGAGGUUGCCGACGAGGCAGCCUGCCGGGCGCUAUUGGACCGAGUCGUACACGCUGUCCAGUCGGCCGGGGACGAAAGAGUCACGACGCUGGCUCAAGGAGGGUUUCCCGUUCAAGGAGCCAUGUAA